GUACAAUUUUGACGGCACAGGGCGUAUAAUUUAAUAACUUUUAAGAGGGUCUAUCAUUAUGUUUUUUUUAAUGUUUGAUCUUUUGUAGACAUUAUCCUUUUAUUAAAACUCUUGAUAAGUAUUUGUGACAAAAAUGAGCUAUAUAUAAAAAAUUAAACUAUGUUUCAUGCAAUGCUUUUAAAAUUUUUUGUUGUAUAUGGUAGUUUCAUUUCAUAUUGUGAACCCUAUUUUCUGAAUUAAUAAAGAUCCUCGCAUGUUUAUAUACACCAUGAUAAGUGCGAGUUAAAUAGUAAUUGUGAUAAAUAGUAACAAGUUAAAUAUGCAACCAUCAACAGAUUCGGGAUCUGAUGAACAUACAGAGAACAAAACUACUGAAGCGAUUUUAAAAAUUCCAUUCGAAACAGCCAAGAGUGCAGAAAUUGCAUAUCGUGUGUUAUGUGUGGAUGAAGAACCACGUCGCAAUUUUGUCAAAAAGGAGCUCCGUUUAGUGGGUGAUCAAAUAGAAGUACAUUUUAUUGCCGACCAAGUAAAAAAUCUUCGCACUGCAAUCACAUCAUUUUUCGGUGCUCUCCUACUUUGUACGGAUACAAUAAAAGAAUUUGAGCUAAUAACCUCUGACAACGACAAUGCCGGAGCACACUCCAGCACCAACUCCACAUAGAGCAGUCUAUGGUUUUAGUUUUUAUUUACUAUUUCUUACCCUUUUCAUUUUGUAUGUAAUGUGGGCAUUGCUUCCAACUGAGAGCUGGGGUUUGAACUACCUACCCGAUAAAUACUUUGCUGCAUAUCUUCCUAUACUCAUACUUAUGGGCAUGUUCUUCUUUGAGUUCUUCAUAUACCCCGGAAUAGGACUAUCGAUGACACCUAAUGUAGAUCAACUGGAGUCUGUGAUGGAUACAGCUUUAUUACUUCGACAUGCAGAAAUAAAUAUAGAUGCAAAACCAUUGCAUAAAAGUUUGUGGUCUAGAGUGCGGCAUAAUAUACAAGUGACACCGCGAAAAGAGCGUAAAGUGUUAUCAAAUUGUAGAUUUUGUCAAGGCAGGCAUCAACUACCAGCUGCGCAUGAACAGAUAUCAACGUUACGAUUUUUAGAUUUACAAGAUGUUAACCGGAGUAUUAUGGAUUAAAAUAAACCAUAAAUAAAUGCACCAA
Molecule: messenger RNA, 1152 nt
Organism: Bactrocera oleae (olive fruit fly)
Lineage: Eukaryota; Metazoa; Arthropoda; Insecta; Diptera; Tephritidae
Gene: Tcs6
Product: Threonyl-carbamoyl synthesis 6
Cellular component (GO): EKC/KEOPS complex
Source: RefSeq, a predicted model, not a curated record